Messenger RNA from Aspergillus pseudonomiae, 2985 nucleotides. RefSeq names its product ASST-domain-containing protein. The coding region runs from base 1 to 2985 and encodes 994 amino acids. The transcript is spliced from 7 exons. Lineage: Eukaryota; Fungi; Ascomycota; Eurotiomycetes; Eurotiales; Aspergillaceae. The record is from RefSeq and is a predicted model, not a curated record.
AUGAAGUUCUCUACCGCGCUCUCCUUCUUCAUCUCCGGCGCAGCCAUCGCUUUGGCUCUUCCUUCCUCCGGCGAAAUUGUUGAGGCCGACUGUGUCAAGCCAUACCUGUGCUGUGGCGAGCUCAAAACACCUCUUGAUCCUAUAGUUGAUCCGAUUUUGAAGCAGUUAGGAAUCAACGCUGCAAGCAUUGUGGGUUCCAUUGGCCUGGCCUGUAAGCCUCUAUCCGCCACGCGUGUCAUGCCUGGGAUGACUCUUGCGAAGCUGGGCCUAAGUGCUGCACUGAAGCCAACCUCUUGGGUGGCACAGUCGCUCUUGGGUGCUCGGACCUCGUCACUGAGAACUAGGAUUAUGGAAAUUAUAGAAUUUGCAAACGAAAUCACCGCAUCCGGCCUGAUACCUUCCAGAGUACUGGCAUGGCUGAAUGGCUACGCCACUAUUGACCUCGAUACAAUUCACCGGAACAACCCAUCCCCAGAAAACUUGAGUAUAUACCCAUACAAAGCAAAAAGUGAUGCGCCGUACUCCGUUGCGGAAAAUACUCUCCGGGCAGCCAUUCACAUUCCCAAGUCAUUCUCACUCGAACAGGACAAGAAAUUACCGGUGCUUCUGGUACCAGGAACCGCUGUUCCUGCAGCCAUAAACUUCUAUUUCAACUUUGGCAAGUUGAGUAAAGCCUUACCCGAAAGCGAUCUAGUUUGGGUCGAUCUUCCUCAGGCCUCGUUAGACGACAUUCAAUUAAAUGCCGAAUAUGUCGCCUAUGCGCUCAACUAUGUUUCCGCUUUGACAUCAUCCAAUAUUGCCGUGAUUUCUUGGUCCCAAGGUGCACUGGAUAUUCAGUGGGCACUGAAGUACUGGCCCUCCACCCGAAACGUAGUAAAUGACUUCAUCGCUAUCAGCCCCGACUUCCAUGGAACAAUAGUCAGGUGGAUGGCAUGCCCCCUAUUGAGCCAGCUAGCAUGUACUCCUUCGAUUUGGCAGCAAGGGUGGGAUGCAAACUUUAUACAGGUCUUGCGAAGCAACCGGGGAGACUCUGCGUAUGUUCCUACGACCACCAUUUACUCUUCCUUCGACACGGUAGUGAUGCCCAUGAGUGGGGAGAAUGCGUCUGCUCGGCUACUGGACCACAGCGGAGUGGGCGUAUCCAACAAUCAUUUACAGACCAUCUGCGCAAAUAAGGCCGCUGGUGGUCUCUAUACGCAUGAAGGCGUGUUGUACAAUCCUCUUGCGUGGGCACUUACCGUUGAUGCACUCCGUCACGAUGGGCCUGGCAAUAUUACGCGAAUCGACAUCCAAAAGAUCUGUGAACAAUUGCUUCCACCGUUUCUCGACCUCAUGAGGGCGUUGAAGUUCGAUAUCACCUACUAUGACCGCGACGCCACUCUCAUCUGGGCUGGAUCGUGCCUAUACGAUAACCGCAAUAUCUUCGAUUUCAAAGCGGUGCCUAACAUUGAUGGCGGCUCCCACUUGUCAUUUAUCUUGCAGCAUACAUUUCAGUUCGAAGGCGAUGAGAAGGGAACUGCAUAUGUUUUGGAUCAGCAUUAUGAAACGGAAAAAGCAAUCCCGGUGACCAAUGACCUUGCCGCAUUCAACAUGCACGAAUUCAACGUCCUUGACGGCGGAAAGACGGCUCUAGCUUGCACGUAUCGAAGCAAGUACAUGAACUUGGGUGCCCUUGGUCGUCCCGAUGAGUACAGCUGGGUUUUCACCGGUGGUUUGGUUGAGCUGGACACAGCUACGGGUGAGGUGCUUUUUGAAUGGGACUCCGAAGGCUACAUCCCUCUUGAUGAAUCUGUGAAAUUGGACCCAUCGACACCAGUUGCCGACCCGCCUGGUUGGGAUUACAUUCAUGUGAACGCGGUCGAUAAGAAUGCUGCUGGCGACUAUAUCCUCUCAGCCCGAUUCACGAACACUAUCUAUCUCAUCUCCGGGAAGGAUAAAAGUAUCAUCUGGCGGCUUGGUGGGGAAACGUCGGAUUUCGUCCAAGAUUUCACUUUCUCCAAGCAGCACCAUGUGCGCUUUAUCGAAUCCAACGCCACACACACGACCAUCUCGUUCCUCAACAACGCUUCGGACGAGAUCGAACAGGGAGAAGACACCUCAAGUGCUCUCUACGUGCAGCUCCACACCAGUGUUUCCCCGAUGACCGCAAAGGUCAUUGCGCGAUACAACCGUCCGGACGGAGACCUUACUCGGCUGCGCGGAAACGUGCAAACACUGCCCAAUGGCAACGUCUUCGUGGGUUGGAGUGAACGGGGAUACCAAUCUGAGCACUCCCCCGAGGGUAACGUACUUAUGGAAGCCCGUUUUGCUUCCUCUCGCUUCUCCACCUACCGGUCGUACAAAUUCGACUUCACUGGUCGGCCCAAUACCCCGCCGGACGUAGUCUCGUCCGUCUAUGGAACAGACGAAACCGAUCUCACUACCAUCUUCCACGUGAGCUGGAACGGCGCAACGGAUGUUGCUUCGUGGAAUUUCUACGCACGUGCGAAUCAGGACGGGAUGCCUGUGCUGGUAGGCAACACCACCAAACUCGACUUCGAGACGAUGUACAUUGCGGAUGGUUACCUGGACUGGGUCUCCGUGGAAGCAGUGGACAAGGACGGAAACGCUCUGGGGACCUCUGAGAUUCAACGGACCGAGCCCCCGAGUAACUGGCGACUUGCCGGGUUCCAAGGCAAUACCAUGCCAACACCCCACGACCCAUCGGAUCUCCAUGAGCACAAAACCAUUGCUGUUGACGAUGACGCCGAUGACGCCGAUGACGCCGAAGAAGUUUACGUCAAGGCUCAAGAGGCGGCCGAAUCCAUCUACAAAGCGUGGGAGGUCAUCCGCGGAGUCGGGGGCCUUCUCAUCUUCGUUCUAGUUCUAUGCUCUACGGGCGGACUUCUGGCAGGCAUGUACUGGUAUUUCCGGCGGCGUAGUAUGCAGGCAUACCACGAGGUUGCCUCCGAGGAAAGCCAGCCAUUGAACGAACGGUCUACUUGA